AUGAUCGAGUCGCUGGCAUCGCAAUGCCUGCUCUCCCCGCAUGCAAAUGCCCGUCUCCUUGCCGCGGCACUUGUGUACAACCUCGCCGCGUACAGCCAUAACCAACGCAUCCAUGCCCAGACCACCUCUGCUGUUGUAGCCGAGGAGUCUGCCAUGCCCAGCGACGACCUCUCGGCCGCCCUUCUCGAAUCUAUCACGUCGCUGGCGUCCGUGACCAGUUCGACGAACUCCAAGGGCAAUGCCAAUCUCAAGGAAACGUUACACGCUCUGCUCCUGGCCCUCGGUAUGUUACUGUACGCUGCCCCGCCGGAAAACAUGCUCUGGGACCUAUGUCAAGCGAUGGACCUGAGAGAGGUGCUCAAGGAGAUCAAAUCUAAUGGCCGAGAUUUGGGCGACGAGGUGAAGAGCGAGCCGCUGUUGAAAGAAGUUGGGGACGAGCUGUUGGGCAGAGGGGGUUUUUAA
Molecule: messenger RNA, 462 nt
Organism: Capronia coronata CBS 617.96
Lineage: Eukaryota; Fungi; Ascomycota; Eurotiomycetes; Chaetothyriales; Herpotrichiellaceae
Exons: 1
Coding region: 1-462 (153 amino acids)
Source: RefSeq, a predicted model, not a curated record